CAACAGCAUUGUAAAACCAACCGCAUUUGGUGUCGUACACUGGUACGGAAAUUCGGUUAAUAAACCGUACAUAAACAAUCGUAUUCUGUUGAUUGAGUGACUGAGCGAGCGAAACAAGUUUUGUGUCAUUGUCAGCGUACAUACAUAUAUAGAUAGAUACACGGAUAUAUAUAUAGAAAAUCGUUAAACUUAGUGACUGUGACGAUGGCUUUCGCUUCCAAGUGCGCAUUUGUCGUCGUCACCAUAUUUGCCGUGGUGUUGACGCUCGGUGGUGGAGGAGGGGGAAUCGGUGUUGUGGAUGCACGCCGUAACCAAGGUAGUAGCCAGCGCAAACCAUCAUCCAGCAGCAAUUCGGGUCAUGUGACUCAGCAGCCCAGUUACAGCAACAACCACAACAAUGGUGGCAGCAACUCCCACGCCGAUGUUGCCAAAUUGAGCUAUCCCAACUACAACUCACAACCGAACCGUCCGGCUAACACUAACAACAAUCCGCCCGUCGGCUGGAAUGUGCCACAGGGUCCACCACCCGCCUACUCGGCCUCGAAUCCCGUUGGCGGCGCUCGCACCAACAUGCAUGAGUCACCACCAUCGUAUCAUGCACCCAACUAUGGAGCAGCACCAGCACCAGGUGGCAAUAUUCAUCAGCCCAUAACGGCCACUCAAAAUCAUGGUCAACAGUAUGCCGGAGUACCACCUGGCGCCACUUACUAUCCAUCUGGCAGUCAUGUGCCAGGCGGCUAUCAGCCGGGUCAUUAUCCAGCUGGAGCUUCCUCUUAUCCAGCGGCUGGCGGCUAUCAUCCGGCUGCUGCACCACCGCCAGGCGCUACCUAUUAUCAAUCUGCCUCUGCUUUGCCACCGGGUGCAACCUACUAUCCCCAAGCACCCCAGCAAUCUUCGUCAGGACCAGGCUUCGGUACGGGUCUAUUGGCUGGAGGAUUGGGCGGUGCUGUGCUGGGAUCUGUGCUAACAUCUUCCUUAGGCGGCAGCUCAUCACAUCCCAUGGCUGCUGCUCCAGCUGCCGCUGCUCCAGCUGCAGGUGGUCAGGAUCGUAUUAUAAUCAUUAACAAUGGUGCACCGGUGAAUGCAAGUGAUGGCACCACUGUCGUCAAUGCCGCUGGCGCACCCAUGACCCCAAUGAAUGUACCUCAAACUGACGCUGGUGCUCCAGCCGCUCCGCCCGCUCAAUUGGCUCCAUUCUCGCCAGAUGCCAUGGCCAAUAACACAGGUGCUGCACCACCUCCACCCCCACCGGGUGGCAUCAUUUGCGUGCCCACCAAGGUCAACGAAACGGAUCCCGCAGAUAGCACCAAAAUGAUUGAAGUGGAAAAGAUUGCCUGCUAUCCGGCCCCACAACCGCAACCUGCAGCACCCGGCGCUGAACCCGCACCAUUGGCACCGUUGGCUCCGAUGGCCCCGAUGGCCGCCAGCCAGUCACCCCCGGCUAUGCUGGCACCUGACCAGGCAGCCGUACGCUCGAAUACCAACGGUGCUGGCAGCAGUUGUAAUCUGCAGAGCAUUCUUCCCCUGUUGGCUGCCCUGCUCGGUGGUUUACUGCUGCGCCAUGUUGCUGCUGGCAAUUAAGGCGAACGGGCAUCGCGAACAUUCCAAUUUUGUUGCUUGGCACUUUUUAUUAGCCUCACCGCCAUGGCACUCCCUAUAAUUCGACCCCCAACCCAUCCACCCAACCACCCACCCACCCUUCCACACAUAUUGCAGCGUAUUUUCAAAUUAUGCAUUGUUAUCUAGUAUUUGUCGGUAGAGUAUUCUUAAUUCGUAUUUUGUAGAUGACAACGCCUGAUAUUACCAAUGGCCUUCACUUGUGAUGAUGAUAAAGAUGAUGAUGAUGAAGAUGAUGAUAAAGAUAAAGAUGGUGAUGAUGAGAAUAAGGCAGCUAUUCUCGAAUGAAGGGACAUUCUCCGAAACGUAAACUGUGAAUCUCUUAUAAAUGUUAUUACUCAAAAAAAAAAAACAAAAAGAAUUGAUAUUCGAAUGUGGACCAUUUAAUGGGAGUCACAUGCUCCUCCAUUUAAAAAGACAUAUCUCAGUGUAUGUAUUGUAAUUGUUGCUUACUUAUAAAACCAUAUUGUAGUAUUAAUAGACGCUUUAAACCAGUUUUUACCAUAUUUCGCAUAUUAGUUACGAUAUUCGUUGAUUGUAUAUUUUAAUUUUUUCUAUUCUCAUUCCCCUUGUGUUGUUCUGGUCAAUUGAUUUAAUAAAAGCUUAAACAUCACACCCGCACUCAAGCUCCAA
Molecule: messenger RNA, 2250 nt
Organism: Drosophila innubila
Lineage: Eukaryota; Metazoa; Arthropoda; Insecta; Diptera; Drosophilidae
Product: nascent polypeptide-associated complex subunit alpha, muscle-specific form
Exons: 3
Coding region: 205-1581 (458 amino acids)
Source: RefSeq, a predicted model, not a curated record